This is a messenger RNA of Telopea speciosissima, 2140 nucleotides long. RefSeq names its product putative glycerol-3-phosphate transporter 4. Gene Ontology annotation, cellular component: membrane. Gene Ontology annotation, biological process: phosphate ion homeostasis; transmembrane transport. Gene Ontology annotation, molecular function: glucose 6-phosphate:phosphate antiporter activity. Lineage: Eukaryota; Viridiplantae; Streptophyta; Magnoliopsida; Proteales; Proteaceae. Bases 393 to 2012 code for a protein of 539 amino acids. The record is from RefSeq and is a predicted model, not a curated record. The transcript has 4 exons.
UGUUCGUUGCAGCGAAUGAGGUUGGCUUAUUACGAAGAUCGUGGAGUCCGAUCGGGUUUCGAGUUUGAUGAUCGGAUAUAUGUUUUUGCUCUUAUUGCCUGUGUCAUUGCCCGUCUAGGAGUUUAGUGGAGGCCGCUACUUAUUUUUUGUAGCGUUUGGAAUGGUUAAUUAUCUAGAAGUUAAUCUGAAGAAGGUUUGGUUUUGAUUUUGUUCUUGAAAGGAUAAAGCUGUAAGGAGUCAUUAUUAUGGCCCGGUGUGCGGAUCGAUAGCUCUUAACAAUUUUUUGUUUGGUAAGGUCGUUCGUCCGCAAGACCGGGUCUUUCCAAUUCGUUGCUUGUGGAUAUCUGGUGAGAAGUAGAAUCUGACCAGACGUAGGGGUUUUAAUUAUUAAGAUGGAUACAAUGCAAGCUCCCCCACCUGGAAUUUUGCUUAUUAGAAGCCUUAGAGGCAAGGAAUGGAGCCUUAAUACAUACAGAUAUGUCGUUCUUCUUCUUACUUUUAUAGCAUAUGCUUGCUACCACGCUUCUAGAAAACCUACCAGUAUUGUUAAGAGUGUUUUGGAUCCAGAGCCUGUCACGGUUGGCCGUUCUUAUCCUUGGCCUCUUGGUGAGGUUUUCGUCAAGGAGAAAGGGUUGACAGGUAAAGGCUCUGGAUUAUCGGACAAAGGAUGGGCUCCCUUUAAUGGAGAUGAUGGGACUGUGAAAUUGGGUGAGAUUGAUGUUGCAUUUCUUGCUUGUUACUCUAUGGGGAUGUAUGUAGCGGGGCACCUUGGAGAUAGACUGGACUUACGUCUGUUCUUGACUAUUGGAAUGAUUGGGAGUGGAAUCUUUGUUGGGCUUUUUGGUAUGGGUUACUUUUGGGGUAUCCAUGUGUUCUGGUUUUAUCUGGUAAUGCAGAUGAUUGCUGGAUUGUUUCAGGCCACUGGGUGGCCUUCUGUUGUUGCUGUUAUUGGUAAUUGGUUUGGAAAGAGAAAGAGGGGUUUGAUAAUGGGUAUCUGGAAUGCUCAUACAUCUGUUGGGAAUAUCUGUGGGUCCUUACUUGCUGCUAGCGUCCUGCAGUAUGGCUGGGGCUGGUCAUUUAUUCUACCUGGUGCAUUGAUCAUUAUGGGAGGGAUAAUGGUUUACUUGUUCCUGGCUGCUUACCCUGAGGAUGUAGGAUUUCCUUCCGCUUUUGGGUUGCACUCACAUAGUAAGGUAGAGACAGGGUGUAAAGAUGAGGAAGCUCAGAUGCCAAAAGGACAUGUGGUUGAAGCUGAAACGAGUAGUCUCAGUCGAGGUGGAUCAAUGACUAGAAGCAAUGCCAUUGGGCUCAUUGAAGCUUUGUUCAUACCAGGAGUGAUACCAUUUGCAAUGUGUCUUUUCUUCUCAAAGCUUGUGGCAUACACAUUCCUAUAUUGGUUACCUUUCUAUCUGAGUCAGACGGAAAUUGGAGGGGAGUAUGUGUCAGUUAAGUCCGCUGGAAACCUUUCUACUCUUUUUGAUGUAGGGGGAAUAGUUGGUGGAGUCCUUGCUGGUUACAUGUCCGAUAAACUUAAUGCCCGGGCCAUUACGGCAGCUAGCUUCAUGUAUGCUGCAAUUCCUUCAAUGCUCCUAUAUCGCUCAUAUGGGGGUAUUUCCAAGUCCAUAAACAUUGUAUUGAUGAUGAUUGCCGGUUUAUUUGUGAAUGGGCCCUAUGCGCUGAUCACAACUGCAGUUUCUGCCGACCUUGGCACCCAUAGCUCUCUGAAGGGGGAUGCUCGAGCACUGGCAACCGUGACUGCCAUUAUUGAUGGCACUGGAUCGGUUGGUGCUGCACUUGGGCCACUUCUUACUGGUUUUAUUUCAAAAAAGGGAUGGAAUGCGGUUUUCUUAAUGCUUAUUAUCGGGGCUCUUAUUGCUGGUCUUCUUCUAUCACGAUUGGUCAUAGCAGAAUUUCAAGAAAAAACUGGCAAAUCCAAGGCUCAUUCUGAUGUUCCACAACAAGAAGGAAUUGAAGGUUCUGCAUCUCAACCUCUCUUGAGGGAUCAAAGAUGACAAUCAGGUACGGAGCCACAAACUCUUACUUUUUGGGAGUCAGAGACCGGGUGCAAAAGAAGUGUGAAACAUAUGUAUGAAAUAAUGUAUAUAAAUCAUUUCACAUUGACCCGGUUGUAUUGACUCUG